Parascedosporium putredinis is the source of this 774-nucleotide messenger RNA. NCBI's taxonomy places the organism in Eukaryota, Fungi, Ascomycota, Sordariomycetes, Microascales, Microascaceae. The record is from the annotation of a GenBank genome assembly.
AUGGAGACGAUUCAGACUCACCCCUCCACCGCCGCGCAGGCGAAGGGCUUCAUGGAGCCAGGCUCGUUCGCUUUCCCCAACAGCCAGCACGUCGUUAAUGGCGCCCCUGUCGAUUUGAAGAACAACGGCCAGCUCCCCGUCGUCAAUGGAGCGCAGCAAACCAACGGAACGAACGGAAACGCAGUUGCCCCGGCCACUCCCGCCGCGACGCCCGCUACUAACCCUGGUGCCAGCGGUCUUACGCCCACACUUCAGAACAUUGUCGCCACUGUCAAUCUUGACUGCAGACUUGAUCUGAAGACCAUUGCUCUGCAUGCCCGCAAUGCGGAGUACAACCCUAAGCGUUUUGCUGCUGUCAUCAUGCGUAUCCGUGAGCCCAAAACGACAGCUCUCAUCUUCGCCUCAGGCAAGAUGGUCGUGACUGGUGCCAAGUCGGAGGAUGACUCGAAGCUCGCCAGCCGAAAAUAUGCCCGUAUCAUUCAGAAGCUUGGGUUCAACUCCAAGUUUACCGACUUCAAGAUCCAGAACAUUGUCGGCUCGUGCGAUAUCAAGUUCCCCAUCAGACUCGAGGGUUUGGCUUCGCGCCAUCACAAUUUCAGUUCUUACGAACCUGAAUUGUUCCCCGGUCUGAUUUACCGCAUGAUCAAGCCUAAAAUCGUGCUUCUCAUCUUCGUCAGUGGCAAGAUUGUGCUCACUGGUGCCAAGGUUCGAGAGGAGAUCUACCAGGCCUUCGAAAUGAUCUACCCUGUGCUCCAAGAUUUCCGCAAAGUUUAA